AUCCCCCCAACUAAAAUCGAUUUUUUCAAAGUGGGAAACCACUUUCAGGUGAUGAUGAUUGAGUGAAGAGCACAGUUAUUAACAUUUUAUUUUAAUAAUAACAGAUAUUAUUAUAUGUUUUUUUUUUUCAAACUUACAGGACCCCACGAGUGGACUUGUGCCAAAUACUUUCGUUCUUCAAUUCUUCAUCUUCUUCUUCCUUGCCCACCUCCUACCUUCGGAAGUCCCCAAUACCUCUGAUCUCUCCUCCCUCUCUCUCUCUCUCUCUCUCUCUCUCCAUCAAGUAAUAAGGACCAAAUUGAAUUGAAAACAAACCCAUUUACACAGUCACUGACUCCUCUGGUCCUCUUUAGUUCUUACUCCCUUCGUACUCUUUUGUGUUUUUUUGUCUUUCAUGUCAUCCCCUGUCCUAGCUUUUCAACUUUUUUCCUUCUCCUUCCUCCUUUCCUCGUCUAACAAACCAAUGAAUGGCGACGAGAUUGGCUCCCCACCAAGAAGAAUCACCAGAACAGCAAUGGGUUUUUGAAUUCUCAUUCACAGACAACCAGACCAACCAGAAAGUUGAAACCUUUUUUCGUCCCUCUGUCUCCCUUUCUCUGUCUCUGUCUUCCGUUUCUUUGUAGUUUUGUUACAGAGAAAGCGAGAGAGAGAGAGAGAGAAGGAGGGAGUGUGCUUUGUUUAAUCUCUCAAAAGCUCGCCCCACAAGGAGGCUGGCCGGCCACCCUUCCCUCCCAAACAAACAAAAAAGAAUGGAGCUCACAAAUUCACAAACCAAUCCCAAUAAGGAGCAGCAGCAACCAAACAACAGCAACAGUUCCUCCCAAGAACUCCAUCCUCACCAUCUCCUCCAGUACCAACAACACUUCCGCUUCCAUGGCGGCGGCGGUGGAGCUGGACCGCCUCAACCACCUUUCAUCGGCUCCAUCUCUCGUUCUUCAGCUCCGCUUCCUCCCUCCUAUCACCACCAUGUCCUUCACCACGCUUCCACCUCCACUCCUGCUACUUCAAUUAGUACUAAUUCUUCUUCUUCUUCUUCUUCUUCCUCUUCCCCCGACGCCUCCCUCGCCAUCAGAUCUGGGCCUCUGCCGGAGAAAAACGAAGGAAACGAGAACAAUAGGCUGGCAGUCGUGCCGGCGGGGACGGGGGCAGUGACCGUAGCGGCGGCGGCGGCGCCGAAGCGGUCGACGAAAGACAGGCACACGAAGGUGGACGGGCGGGGGCGGAGGAUCCGGAUGCCGGCCGCCUGCGCGGCGAGGGUUUUCCAAUUGACGAGGGAAUUGGGUCACAAAUCGGACGGGGAGACGAUCGAGUGGCUGCUCCAGCAGGCGGAGCCGGCGAUAAUUGCGGCGACGGGGACGGGCACCAUCCCGGCCAAUUUCUCCACCCUGAAUGUCUCGCUGCGGAGCAGCGGAUCCACUCUCUCCGCUCCGCCGUCGAAAUCGGCGCCGCUGCAUUCGUUUCACGGGGCGCUUGCUCUGGCGGCGGCGCAGCAGCAGCAUUACGAUGAACGGUUUUCCGCCGCGCAUCUGGCAUUCCACCACCAGCAGCAGCAUAUGUUGUCGGCGGAUCAAAUCGCGGAGGCUCUGCCGAGCGCCAGCGGCGGAGAUAGAGGCAGCGGUGGAGCGACGGAUUCAGGGGAGAAUUACCGGAAAAGAUUCAGGGAGGAUUUGUUCAAGGAUGAAAAUCAACAGGGCGGAGAGAGCGACGGCGGCAGGGGAUCUCCGAAUAGAAUCCCUAAACAACAAGAAGCAGUGUCAGCGUCCUCAUCGCCAUCAGCUUCCUCUACUUCCUUACUGCGUCCAUCCAACAUUGGCACGGCGAUGUGGGCGGUGGCGGCAGGCCCCAAUGCCGGUGCUGGGAACACGUUCUGGAUGCUGCCGGUGACGGCAGGCGGCGGCGGUCACUCAAUGGUCGCGCCGACAUCAACGGAAGCCCAGAUGUGGCCAUUCUCACAAGCAGCGACUGCGGGAGGGAAUCCGUCAGUUCAAGCACCUCUGCAUUUCAUGCCAAGAUUCAAUCUUUCCUCUCCGAAUCUGGAUUUCCAAGGGGGGAGACCGAGUCAUUUACAGUUGGGAUCAAUGGUGAUGCCGCCGCCGCCGCCGGCGACAACAUCAACUAAUCAGCAUCAGCAGGCACCGUCGCAGCAUCUCGGGCUGGGGAUGUCCGAAUCGAAUUUGGGGAUGGUGGCUGCGCUGAAUGCUUACUCCAGAGGCGGAUUGAAUAUGAAUUCCGAGCAGCAUCAGCAGCGGCAACAACACCAUCAUCACCAACAACAGCAGCAGCAGGAAGAGGAAACGAAUAGUGACGGUGAAGAAGAUCCCAACAACGACAAUUCUGAGUGAUGCAAAAGAAUUUGAAGUUCAUGAAUGGCUUGUUUUCGGGGACCUUCCAUUAGCAAUUUAGCAUAGGGGAUUCGAGAGCUUGAGUUCGAUUCAUUGUCGGUUUGUUAAUGAAGCAUUGAUUCGGUUUGAUUGUGGAGUGAUUUGAUUUCAUUGAUGAUGGUGGGAAGAAGACGAAGAAGAGAGUUUCUUUUCUGUGUUUUUUAUUUUUUUGCAUUUUUUUGAAAAUGUUUGUAUUGUUUUUCUUAUUUUGGCGGGGAAAUGCUCUAGAUUGGUAUUGAGUGAGGGAUGGAUGUUUGAGAUGGGAGAAAUUUGUAAAUUUUGGUUUGUUUGGUCCAAAGGGACAAAACAGAAGGGAUUGGUAUUUGUAUAAAGAGGGGUAGUUAGU
Messenger RNA from Linum trigynum, 2727 nucleotides. Lineage: Eukaryota; Viridiplantae; Streptophyta; Magnoliopsida; Malpighiales; Linaceae. The record is from the annotation of a GenBank genome assembly.